This is a messenger RNA of Rhinichthys klamathensis goyatoka, 3304 nucleotides long. RefSeq lists its product as uncharacterized. Lineage: Eukaryota; Metazoa; Chordata; Actinopteri; Cypriniformes; Leuciscidae. The record is from RefSeq and is a predicted model, not a curated record. The coding region runs from base 339 to 1928 and encodes 529 amino acids. The transcript has 11 exons.
UUAAACAAUCAGUGUUACACUACAUUUACUCUUAAGGAGUUGAUUUAACAACAAAUAGUGAAAGAUACCCCCUAGUGUUGGUGAAAAUUAUCAGAGUUAAAUUGUCUCGGUAACUUUACUCUGUUAAGCUCCGCCCCUCAAUCUCACCAGAUCAGACUUGAAUUUCCUCGUGGUCGUCGCCAUUUUCUUCUACAUCGCACCGAAUGGUAAGCUCUUUUAAGUAACACGUUAAAACUAUUUUAUGUGAAUAAAUGUGUAAUAUUACUGUAUAUGUUGUAGUUUGAUGAACUUUGUGUAAUGUGAUCCGUUCAAACUCCGAAUGGAACAACUUCGCGAGCAUGUUGGUUAAGGUGAAACUUGGGGAUGGCCAAAAAUUUGUUAAAAUAUCCGAGCUGAGCCUGAAGGAAUUUUUGUCUGCUGCUUUUUUAAAGUUUGGUGUCCCAACUGUACCCGAGAAUGUGAAGGUUGUUGAUGAAUCGGGGACUGAGGUGGAUGAGGAUGUUUUUGAGGAUAUAGUUAAAGAUCCCUCAGUUGGUGUUCUCACCAUAAAACAUGGUGCAGACUUGGAAUCUGCCUCUCCACAAGCCUCUCCUGUGCAGUUAAAUGUGUCCCUGUCUUCAUCAAUUGACUCCACUGACUCACAGGAUACAGUAAUUAUUGAAGAAAGCUCUUCAAGUAAAAGAAUGAGACUAGAUGAUGAAGCUAAAAAGUUGGUGGAAUCCAUUCUUGUCCAUAAACCUGGUGGGGAGCAUAUAAUAAAUGAAUACAACCGAUUUAAGACUUUGGGAGAUGAAACGAGGAGGAAAAUGGUGAACAUCCUGGCAGCUGACAUGACAGAAAAGAAUGGUACAUCACCACCAAGGCAGGUUAAAGAAAAAUAUGCCAGAGGAAUUGUGUCUUUGUUCCCUUACCUCCGUGACCCCUUGUCCAAAAAAGGCUACGAGCAUUACUAUGAUGGUGAGAGUGGCACUGGGUACUUGGCAUGGAGAAUCAAAACUAUACAAAGAGGCCUGGCUAAAGAACGAAGAGCAUCAUUUGAUGGACAAGGAUUGUCUGUUGAGGGGAUGUCUGGUGGACCAACUGUAAGACGGGAGUCAGAGUUUACUCCGGAGACUGUCUUGAGUGAGGAUGAAUGCAAGGAAGCAAUUGCAUUCAUGAACCAUUCUGCUGAUGAGGACGCAGUCAAGAAGAAGAUGAAAUUGACAUUUGACUAUCGCCGCAACAUGGUUCUGGACCCUAUGCAGUCAAGUGAUAUUUUGACAGUCUUUCCACGUUUCAAAGACGUUAAAGGCUUGAUUGAGCAAGACUUUGUUCUGAUGUUUGGAGAAGGAGUGUCAGGCAAGCUACUGGAGAAGUGGACGACUGCAUUCAAGAAAAAAGUGAUUCAGCAGUGCAAAAAGCUUCCAACCACCAGUGAUGUUGGAGAACUCCUGCUAGCAGCUGAAUCUCCAUCUGAUGACUCAGAAGAAGGUGUUAAUUUUGUUUGGGACACUGACCUCUCUUCUAUACUACUGCUGUUGCAUCUGAUCCCACCUUCUGCCCAAGGCCGAAAGAGACCAGGAAAGGUGUCUGCUUCUCAAGCAGAGAAACAUCUUGUUGUCUUCAAGAAGAGUGGAACAAACAUUGAGGAGCAUCUUCGAAACAUCACUGCUAGUGCUCAGCCCUAUCUCCUGGCUGUGGGACCUCAGAAGAAAUCAGUUCACCAGUACUUCAUCAUCCUCGAUCAGCAUGCCAUUCCAUGCAAUUCAACCUCUUCUCUUGGUGCCUUUGACGAACUGUUUAAGGCACACUUUGUUUUUGGUACCUCCUACAACACUAUGCUACACAACAUGUACACUUUCAUUCAGACCACUGUGUACAACAUAGAUGUUGGGAAAGUGAAAGAGAGUCCUCGUGUUGCUGAGGUCAGAGCAAGGCUGCUUAGCUAGGUCCCUUACGUUUUUCCUGCCCCCAUGAAGUGUUUUGUAUGUCAAGCUGAUUCAAAUGGUUCAAAAAUGCUUCUUAGGCACCUCAGAUUAGUUCAUGGUUUUGUUCCUGGGAAGAAUCUUCGCCUUAAAUGCAUAGAAGCAGGUUGUGGUUCUGUGUUCGGUACUUUUUCAGGUUUUAGGAAACAUCUGCACACAAAACAUGCUGAGCAAAGUGACGGUGAGCAUAAUUUUGACACCACUGAUAGCCAUGAGACUGCCAAGGCAGAUGGACCAAGUAAUUCUGAAGUAUUUGAUCAGAUUGGCAGUGCCGGAGAGGUGGCUACAACAUCUGUAUUGUUAACGUCAAAUAAGAGCACUUUCAAUAUGUGUGCGUCUGCUGUUGCACAACUAAAAGUUGCUGGAUUAAGUCAAUCUGCUAUAAAUGGUUUUGUUUCAUCUAUGGAGGAAAUGGUUUCUGAGAUUCAUAGUCAGGCCCAGGAUGCAGCCUUGCUCUGCCUGCCUUCACAGGACACUGCUACUAAAAGAAAGCUAGAACAUUCAUUUCAAAACUUGGAAAAUCCAUUUACUUUGCUAAAUUCUGAAACCAAGCGAAAGAGACUCUUUAUGGAAAAGUGGGGAAUUAUUGAACCAAGCGAAAUCGUGCUUGGCACAAGAUUUGACAGCAGGAGAAAUAAAACCACAGGAACAUUUGAUCAGGUUGUUGUAACUGAUAAAUUUGCUUAUAUUCCCAUUUUCGAAACAUUGAAGGCAAUUUUACAAAAUCCGCAACUUACUGAUUUGUUUAAACCCAGGCAUGUUCCAAAAGAAGGCAUUUAUGUUGACUUAAGUGAUGCAGCAUAUUUUAAAAGUAAUCCUUUAUUUUAUGCAGAAAAGGAUGCCUUACAAAUUCAGCUAUUUUAUGAUGAUUUUGAGACCGCUAAUCCUUUGGGAUCCAAAAGGGGCAUACACAAAUUAGGUGCUAUCUAUUUUACAUUAAGAAAUUUCCCCCCAGUUUUUAACUCCUCAUUGGUGAAUAUUCAUUUAUGUGCCCUCUUUCAUGCACAGGAUAUUAGGCGCUAUGGUUUUAAUUCUAUACUUGAGCCUCUAGUUAAUGAUUUGAAAGUACUUGAGAUUGAGGGGGUUAAGAAUCCAGUAACUGGAAGUUGUAUCAGGGGUACUAUUGUUCAAGUCACUGGAGAUAAUCUGGGCUUGCACGGCUUGUUUGGGUUUCUCGAGUCAUUUGGGGCUCGAUAUUGCUGUCGUUUCUGUCUUCUUGAGAAAGAUCGCUUUCAGUCUGUGUUCUGUGAAGAUAAUCCUGAGGUUGUACUAAGAACAUCUGAGAUGCAUGCUCUGCACUGUGAAACUUUACAAACUAAUUCUACACUACCCCAUGUUUA